This is a messenger RNA of Saccostrea cuccullata (small rock oyster), 3029 nucleotides long. RefSeq lists its product as uncharacterized. The transcript is spliced from 20 exons. NCBI's taxonomy places the organism in Eukaryota, Metazoa, Mollusca, Bivalvia, Ostreida, Ostreidae. The record is from RefSeq and is a predicted model, not a curated record. The coding region runs from base 13 to 3006 and encodes 997 amino acids.
AAAUGUGCCACCAUGAAAGGAUUUUUCUCUCUCGUUGUAAUGGUCUGUGUAUUAUUUAAUCGACAUUACCGUGUUUUGAGUUUUCCUCCUCAGAAUAUUCCAGGAGAAUACAAAUCAAAGUCGCAUCUUACGAUAAAUAUAUACGGGAUAUACCUUUCGACGUAUAAUUUUUUAUUGAGGCAUAAUCUUGCUAACAGUACUGGGCGAACACCGAGCGAAGCAUUAAAUGAGUUUUUUGGAAAAGACAGAGACUCUCAGACCCACUUUAUUCAGAAUAUUUUUGCCAUUACCAAUUAUCAAAACGAGGUUCAAAGAGAGUUGGCCGAUAAAGCAUAUUACCACGUUAAUGGGGAGCAGAUAGUCCUGGCUCAUAAUCACGUGCGGUCUUUAAGGAAAUCUUUGAUAGACCUUUCGAAAUCAGAAUCUCUAGCAGACAUUGAAAUACUGAGGGAACGAAUAGGACAUUGUCUCUAUACAAUCCAGCAGUUCUACAGUAAUACUAACUGGGUAGAGCUAAAGGGUGACGCUAUUCUAAAGGAGUUCGGUAUAAAAGAGGUACUACCUGAGGAUGUAAAUGCUCUCUCAGAAGAUACGUGUAAUAACUGUCCUACAGACUUGGAAAGCAUUCAAAAUGGAAUGUGCAUCAACAAUACCAUAACAACUAAAUUAACCAGUGGAUACAGAGCAGGGCAAGAUGUAUCCAAACCGCUCAAAAGUGAAGGGCAGACAGGAAAAUGUAGUCACGGUUCGCAGGAUGACACAACCCGACUUAAGACAGCCACGGGUGGUAUUUAUAAGGGGAGAUCAUCCGCUGCACAUGCUCCUCACUUCCACUUGCACGAACAAGCUUUUGAGGCCGCCAAACAAGCCUCUGUUUAUUUUUUAUCACAUGAAGAUGACGGCCUUUUCAACAUGCUAGGAACUCACCUAUCUACAGAGAUAUUCCAGAUCAAAUCAAAUUCAGGAAAUAAAGAAAUUAAAAACUAUUCAAUUGCAUUCGUCGUCGACGUUACUGGAUCAAUGGCUGACAAUAUAGAGGGACUAAAGAGAGGAACAAUGUCAUUCGUGAGCGCUAUAAAGAAAACAGAAAAUGUGCCAGAGAAAUAUAUUCUAGUAACAUUCAGUGAUCCAGUUCAUCUUGAAACAAGCCGAGUAACAGCUGAUGGAGACGAAAUGGUUGAUUGGUUAAACAAACUCUCUGUUAGUGGUGGAGAUGACUGUCCCGAAUACAGUCUUUCUGGUUUAUUAACGGGGGUAACUCUGUCUAAUCCGAACUCACCCGUUUACAUUUAUACGGACGCGCCUCCCAAAGACCCUGAAAAAGAAGCCGAGGUUAUAAGUACUCUACUGGAAAAGAACAGUACAGCAAAAUUUCGUCUGCGCAAUGAAUGUGGUCGACGAAGACGUGCAAUAGAAAGAUAUAAGCGUCAGUCUUCUGUGUAUGAUCGUAUAGCACAAACAACGGGUGGCGAUGUUCAAAGGUUUUCAUCGUCGUCGGAGUUAGCUUCAAAGGUUGAAGAAGAUUUACUGAACGAUUUGAAUAUUAUCCAAAGUAACUCCACCGAAACCUUGAACACGGGUAAUAUACCAUCAUCUACAUCUAUAAUCAAAUGGGGAACCAUCGGCCGAGAUGACACUGGCAAUUUCACAAUUGAAGUUGAUAAUUCAGUAUAUUCUCUGUACAUUGAAAUUAAUGGAACAACAAAUUCAAGUGACAUACAACUGAGCAAUCCAAACGGUACAUUGGUUUUACUUGGAUCUAUCGACAAAAAUGUACAACAAACAGGUUUACUGAUAUCAAUUCAGUCCCUAGAAAAAGGAAAUUGGAAUCUGAAGAAAGUUAGUGAUAAUCAGUGGAAUGUGACUAUCACAUCCAAUAGCUCGUUUGAUAUUACAUCAUCUUUACUUGAGAUGUCAAUGGAAGGCAUCCCUUUCCCAGUGAAGGGAAACCCUUUAUCGGGCAAAGAGUAUUUAGUUGUUACAUCACUACAAAACCUCCCCACAAACUAUACCGUGACUUACCUCAAAUUGGUGGACGAAGCAGGAAGGACCAUCCGAGAAAUGAAUGCCAGUCUUCUCAGCUCCUCACCAAGUCUCCAGUAUUAUGCCAAAACAAAAAUUGUCCAACAGGUAUCAGGAAUUCAGUUACAUGGUACAGAUUCUAUUGGCCAUCCUUUCGUUCGCUCCGUUAGACAUUCCAUCAAUCCUGUAGACGUAUCCCUCACAAUGCGCCCUUUUAUCGGUGAUCUGCCUCUUUCAAAAUUGGAAACAAUUCCAUACACAAUCACCAACCAUGGUGCAGUCAACAAAACUGUUGUUGUGACAGUGUCUGAUGACAGGAGUUUUAUUGUCGGAAAUAGAUCCAUAACAUUAGUUAUUCAGCCAGGGGAAAUUACAGAGGAAUCGUUUAAUAUAAGAGGAACAAUCCCUUCGACUAUUGUUACUUUACAGAUAUCGGUGCAGGAGAAAGAAACGUCAGUAGAGCUUCAAUCUGUCACCAAGAAAAUGACGGUAUCAUCUGCCACACGUCCAUCGUGUUAUGUGACUUUAAAUGAAGAUACCUGCAGAAAUCAACCUUUUAACGACAGUAGUUGCGGCGAUGUUGUGUGGCAAGGGAAAGCUGAAUUUAAUUUUUCCGGAACGGGUUUAAGAUCUAUGUCUGUGUCCAGUUCUUCUUUUAAUUUGACACACAGUUCACUGCUAGUUUUUUCUGGUCCUGUGGAUGCUUCACUAAGCGGAGAUUGCUGUACCCAAUCCGUUGUUAUCAGUGCUAUUGAUGCUGAUGGCUUCAUCUCUCAGUGUAAAUUUACCUUGUCUUCCGAGGUCUCGUCUGACAACAUCGUAAUGGAUUCCAUAAAUCCCAUAAUGCAGGAGAGUUCUUUACCGAGUUCCCAGGAUUUGGCCAUCAUUGGCGGAACAGUUGGGGGCGCAAUAGCUGGAAUAGUCAUCGCCUCUGUGGCUGUAUUUCUGAAACUUCAGCACAUAUCUAAUUCAAAGACAUACUAGGUCGAUGACAUAAGUCAUUCAUU